Molecule: messenger RNA, 5451 nt
Organism: Branchiostoma belcheri (Belcher's lancelet)
Lineage: Eukaryota; Metazoa; Chordata; Leptocardii; Amphioxiformes; Branchiostomatidae
Product: transient receptor potential-gamma protein-like
Exons: 26
Coding region: 107-3895 (1262 amino acids)
Biological process (GO): manganese ion transport; regulation of cytosolic calcium ion concentration; calcium ion transmembrane transport
Cellular component (GO): membrane; cation channel complex
Molecular function (GO): protein binding; inositol 1,4,5 trisphosphate binding; store-operated calcium channel activity
Source: RefSeq, a predicted model, not a curated record
UUGCAGCCAGAUACCGCCAACCCAGAAAUAGAGGAAGGAAGAGGAGAAAUCUAGGAGGAUAGGGUGAAACUCCACUUUUGUACAGGAGUGAUUCAGUAGCUGUAACAUGGCAGGGGUGAGACAAGACCCGGUGGGUGCAGAGAGAAGCAUGGCCAGGAUUCCCUCCCCCACCCCGUCUGGCCUGAGUGUGGGGUCAUGUUACAGUGUUAACGGUACUACUCAAACCCUCCUGGACUUGGUACAGACAGCCAAGCAAGACCCAGGACAGAGACCAGAAAUCUUAGAGAGGAUUUACUCAGUGUUGGAGGAGACCAAUGGCAGAGCCAUGUACAAGGGAGACAAGAAGGGGAACACAGCCCUGCACCAUGCAGUGUAUGACGACUGUCUUCCCAUCCUCACCAUCAUGCUGAAGUACACUACCAGCCCAGCUUUCACCACCAGGAACAAGAAAGGCAUGUCUCCCCUGGACCAGGCAUGUAGGGAUGGACAGGUAAAAGCCCUGGUUGCAAUCCUAGAAAGUGUGACCGACCCAGCCUAUUUGCUGAACAAAGCAGACAAGAAUGGCAAAACCCCACUACACUAUGCUGCUAGGCAGGGUCAGCUUGAUGCAGUAGGCAUCCUGUUCUCCUACGGUGUGGAUGCCAAGAUAACUGGGGAUGGGGAAUGGCACAGGACUGCCCUGCACAAGGCAGCGAGGAAGGGGAACUCAGCGAUUGCCGACCUCCUGUUGAACAGGUGUCCCAGCCUGCUGGACAUGCAGGAUGAUAAGGGAUACACUGCACUGCAUGUGGCAGCAAGGGAUGGACAUACAGACUUUGUCAAGGCUCUGGUUGACGGUGGUGCGAAUGUGGAGCUGAAGACUGAUGCAGACUGUACAGCCCUGCAGCUGGCCGUCAGGAAGGGGGAGGACGUCCGCAAGAACAUCAUUGACAUGUUGUCAUGUGUGACUGAGGAACCUGCACAGAAACUGACCCACCCUGCACAGGCUGUGGGCAUCAAGAACAAGGCCAUCCAGUCGGGGGACCUGAGACACCUGGCCUGGGCCCUGAAACAGCCGGCGGUCAACCCUGAUGACCUGAAUGAAGACGGUCUGUCCCCACUCCAUGUCCUGUGUAUCAUGGGGCACCAACAAGCAACCAAGCAGAUAGAUCUUCUCAUCAGAGCAGGAGCCAGUAUAAACCUAGCAGACAAGAGAUCGUACACACCCCUGCAUUAUGCCAUCACCAAUGGACACACAGCGAUCACCAAACACCUCCUGACCAACCAGGCCGACCAUCGCCUGACAACCAAAGAAGGGCUGACAGCUCUACACCUGGUGGCUGAGAAGAAACACAGCUCAGACCUGAAGAUGCUGAACAUUCUGCUGCCUUAUAUGGGCAACGGUGAUAUCAAUAGGCAGGACAAGGAGGGGGACACGGCAUUACAUGAGGCAUGUCAAACAGGCAAUGUGUCCAUAGUGGAGGCCUUGGUGACUAUGGGAGCAGAUGUGACCAUCACUGAUGCCAUGGGAAGGACUCCACUACACGAGGCAGCCCUCUGGGCAACAGGGGAGCCAGUCGAGGCUAUCAUAGAAUCCCUCAUAGAAGCCGGUGCAAACAUGGACCAAGCUGACAAGGAGAAAUGUACACCACUCCACCUAGCAGCUAGAAUGGGUAACUGCAAGGCAGUAAAGAUUCUCAUGUCACACGGUGCAGACCCAAGCAAAGUAGACAAGGAAGGGAACACACCGUACCAACUUGUUUUGAGUAAAGGCCACAGUAACUCUGCAGAGAUGUUUGCAGCCUUGACCUCCACUCCCGGCGGAGCAGCUGCCAUAAACAGUGCUCCCGAGGAGGGCCUCACACCACUGCACAGGACAGCUGAAGAGGGCAGACCAGAGGUGAUGCGUGACCUGAUGCUGGCAGGCGCAGACCCAACCAUCCGAGCAGGAAACAACAUGGAGACACCCAUCGAAACCCUGUACCGCCCCUUCCUGUAUGGAUCACGAUAUGACCAUCAGGUUGCCAAUGACCUGCAGGCAGCAAAGAUGCUGUGUGAGACCCCAGCCAUCCUGGCAACCCCCUCCCCCAUCCUCACAGCCUUGCACCUCCGAGACGUCUUCAAAGAACUGUCACAUGUCAAACAGGACAUCAGACCCGACUACAAGGACCUUGCCCGUCAGUGUGAAAACCUGGCAGCAGCACUGUUAGAGGAGUGUUACAGCAUGGACCAGGCCAGGGUCAUCCUACUGGACAACAAUGCACACAUCUUCAGACUGGCAUUCUCAAAGAAGCACAAACAGUUCAUGGCGACCACCUUUGUCCAGCGGUUGCUUCGUGAGCUGUGGUACGACCGACUCCUUCCCAUUGUUCAGUCCAAGCCUGCCUGGAUGCUGGUUCUCCUCUACAUCUCAUCCCUGAUCCUGCUGCCACUAGCAGGCCUCGCAUACGGUCUCCUGUACAUCUGUGGUACAUGUAACAUUCCUGCAUGUGGUAAUGAAGAAGGGACAGGCUGUUUCAGAUGUAAAUGGAAGGACAACUUCCACAGGUACUUCCGCUUCAUCUUUGUGGACUGCAGACGUAGUGCACUUAUCAAGUUCUGGGCCAACCUCAUGUCGUAUCUGGUCUUCAUCUGCAUCCUGGUUAUCCAGUGUGGGCGACCCUUCCAGGUGAAUGCCCCCCUGGAGGCGAUGGACUACCUGUUGACACUCUGGCUGGCCGGCCAGCUGCUGCAGGAGGCCAAGCAGAUGGUGGAGGCGCCCAACUUCCGGCUGUACAUCACCAACUCUGCCAACUCUGUGGACCUGGUCAUGUUCCUCCUCCUCAUCACCAUCACCUUCUGCCAGGUCCUCGUGGAGCUCACACGCCAGCUGAUAGGUGAUGCGACAGUAGCGGUGGAUCUCCAGAUUGUGGCUGAGAUCUGCACAGGUCUGGUAACCAUCAUUGCCUUCAUGAGACUGACCUACUACAUCCAGGUGCACGAGACAUUUGGUCCUCUCCAGUUGUCUUUCAUCAAAAUGAUCAAAGAUGUGAUCCUGGUCCUGAUGGUACUGAUGGUCGUGCUGAUCGCCUUCAGCUGUGGGGUGGUGGAGGUGUACUCCACAGCAGUGUUGGCAGGUAUGAACAUCACAGAGAAGGCUGCAGCUGUGGACCCCACCCUCCCUGCUGGGGUGCCUAGUGCAGUUCAGGGUAAGAUUUUUGAGAUAUCCAUCCUGUUUAGGAUAUCCUCGGUCCUUCCUGAGCUGUUCUGGGCGCUGUUCGGCCUGUCUGACAUCAACAACUUCAGAACCAGCUUCCUGCCAGCUAACUACACGGGCCAGUGCCUCAUCAUGCUGUACCUGCUCAUCGCAGUCAUCGUUCUGCUCAGCAUGCUCACGGCCAGGAUGAGCGACACUUAUACCACAAUCCGGGAAAGCGCCAAUGUGGAUUGGAACUUUGCACGUGCAGAGUUGGUCAUGGAGUUCCGUGCAUAUGAUGACCUUCCUGUGCCCUUGAACCUGCUGAUGGGACUGCAGACGUUGGUGACAUCAGCGGUCAGACUUGUCAGAGGUUGUCGUAGUGAGGAAAACGAUGACGGUGACAGUACAUCAUCCAAACAUGGGAACAGUUUCAAGCUCCCAUGUUUUGAAACAUUUGAUACCGACCAACCCUCCACAGCUGAGGAAAUCUACAGUGUGAUCCGCAAAGAGUUCACGCUGCCCAGCGAGGGCUCAGGGGUCAGCCAGAUGGCCCAUGUCCAGGACAAGAUGACCACCAGGUUACAGAAACUGCAGAAGGACAUCAACUCUGUGACCAAGGAGGUCAUCAAGGCAGGGAUAGCAGAUAACAAGGAAAUGCUUGUGCUACAAGGCAAAUUCUCAGCUUUACAAAAACAUGUACAGCGGCGCGCAAACAAAAACAAGCUUAGAAAGAAGUGAUUUGAUGUGGAAUUCUACAUCUGAUUACAUUUCCACAUGAAGAACUGUAAAAUACUGUAAUAGAAAAUAAAUCAAGCAAAUGGAUACAUGUCAGAUAGCAUCCACUAUCUUUCAUCAGUGACUGAGAAUGAGGCUCAUUUAAUGUAAAUAAUACAUGGAUAUCUAACCUUCAUCAAUGCAACUAACUAUAUCCUGAAAAAAAAAGUAUUUCAAGACGAAUUAUAGAUAUAACCGUUAGCUUGGUGGUUUCCUGUUGCAUGCAUGCUCGUGGUGUCUUGGAUUAAGAAAAUUUUAGUAAAUGAUGAUACAAUCAUAUACUACUGUGGGGAACAAAGAUUGACAUCAAAAUAACAAGACUGCCACAGAUUUCAUGGGAAGGCUAUUGUUGUAGAACAAUAAAAAAUGAUGUGUUCCAGAACAGAACGUGGCCAACAUAAAUAGUUGUCCUUGGCCACAGCCUGUGAUUUAAGUUUUUUCUCUCUGACCAGCGAUUCAAGAGAAUUUGUGGACUUUGAUGACAGUGGCAAAGUCAACCAGUCCUCAUAUUGAGAAACACAAAAAAUUAUCUAUUCAUCCAAGUUAAAAUCAAAGGAACACCAUUGUUGAAAAACAAGAAAGGCAACCUGUUCCAGAACACGUUGUUCUUGACAACAUGUGAUUCAGACCCACUGGUGGCUGUUGUACUCGACUCCUACCAGUGACACAAGAGAAUUUGAUGGACUUUCAGCAUUGUAAAAUUCUUGGUUGUGUUGAUUGUCCAAGACAAAGCAUCCCAGAUAUGUCUACUCUACCAGUGGUCAGAUCCAAUGUCAGGCUUGGUGACUGCGUCCGUCACCUGGCUGACAGCCUGGCGGAUUUAUCUUGGCUGGACAGUCACGAGAUCGACAGAGAAGUAGAAACAGUGUUGGCAAAGCCUCCAGCACCUCGAGUGCACCACAACAUUCAGCCAAAUGACAUCAGCAGUGAUGACAGUGAGUCCGACUUGUCCAAUGAUUCAGAGUCUGACUCAGAAGACGACACUCCACCUAGCUUGUCUGAAGAUGAAGAAACCAGCUCGGACAGUGACGGGCACUGCGAAGAUUCAGCACCAUCUAAUGUUUGUGAGACUACAGAGAUCCCAGUUGCCAAAGCCCACUGCUUGGGUGAUCUGAUGAGAAGGCAGGAGAGAUACUUGUCACCAAAGCUGCAUUCGACUUCAUUUGAUGACGAUGCUUCUGAUGCUGGUUCUUCUUCAAGCAAUUUCGAGAACGUGUACAGCAUCUCAUGGCUAUUUGGUGAGGAUGAGCAACACAAUGAUGGACACAAGACAUUAGAGUCAUCUGUACCACAAGUCGGAUCCCUCUCCUCAGAGACUGGGAAAGUCAGUGUCCAGUUAAAGAUUGACGUCAGAAGUCUAGAGGCUCUCACUUUGGUUAAAGGCAGCGUCAAGACGGGACAACAGAGAUUCGGCAGGAACAAAUCAUGGCACCGACGGGCCUGGAAACAGCUGAAAAGGCUGUUCACCUGCUGUGUUAAGUCAUCAGAGGACUGAUUGUAAUGAUGGACACUAAAUGAAU